Molecule: messenger RNA, 207 nt
Organism: Botrytis fragariae
Lineage: Eukaryota; Fungi; Ascomycota; Leotiomycetes; Helotiales; Sclerotiniaceae
Exons: 2
Coding region: 1-207 (68 amino acids)
Source: RefSeq, a predicted model, not a curated record
AUGGAGCAGGAUAUAGAGAGAUAUUGGAUGGAAGAAACUAUGAGUCUUACUCGAAGGUAUUGGCACCUCAGAAGGUGUCUGUACUACAUGACACUAGCACUAGACAAUGAACAGUCUACGCAUGCAUAUAUGGACAACAUCACUGCCGAAAUUCCUCGAAUAAAUCUCUACACUAGCUCCAUCAAGGACUUCCUUGGUGCAUGCUAA